Molecule: messenger RNA, 1344 nt
Organism: Penicillium maclennaniae
Lineage: Eukaryota; Fungi; Ascomycota; Eurotiomycetes; Eurotiales; Aspergillaceae
Exons: 1
Coding region: 1-1344 (447 amino acids)
Source: RefSeq, a predicted model, not a curated record
AUGAUUUUGACUGAUAUUUCGUCCAGCAACGCUCGCCUUGCCCUGCGAGUCUAUUUCUUGAUAAUUGUCGGCCUCAUAACAUGGCUGGCCGAUGGUGUUUUGCAGUACAGAGCCCAGCUUAGAGUCUUGAAACAUGGCAGCAUUCGCGUCCACACAGCUCUGGGCUGGCUGCAGGGUUUCCAGCUGGUAAAAUCGGUGUGGGAUCUCCGCCAGCUUCCCGGCGGCGCACUUGGAUACAGUGUGAUGGUCAUCUUAUUCGCAUUGUCGAAGAUCACUGACUUGCUGACCGCGAUCUUCGUCGUCCAAAUUGAAGUGAAGUCACGGUGUCUGUUCGGGCAAGGUCUGGUCCUGAACACCACCGGACCUUUCUUAUUGACCGCACCCCCGUCAAACGGAAUGCCCUACAUUGUCGCUCACAAUGCUCAAUACUUCAGUCUCAAUAACACAUGUCCCAUUGGGAUUUACGCCAAAGUCAACCAAGACUUCAAUGUCUGCCCCGACGCACAAGAUAUUCUGGGGAGUUGGGUCUGUUCCACCGUCGGUACUCGAACAUAUAGCGCCGCUUACAAUCAAGAAGCUCUAGCUGCGAAUCUGAUUGAGCAAGGUUUACUGUACGCCAGCCCCACCGCGGAUUAUUCUGGCUUCGCGGACGGCUAUUACAACCACCUCGCGCUUUGGAGUAGCUCGACAGGUCUCGCCACCGAAAACUCCAACGAUGUCUGGGACGUGCGCGCAGCCAUACAAACCAACGCCUCCCCGUUCGAGGACAACGUCAAUAUGCUCGCCAUGUCCUGCCACAUGAAUGCCACUCUUGCGGAGACCAUAACGGGGGCGAUGAAUUCGACAGUGGCUCUUGACACGUGGAAGGCCACUUUUCAGGGCCUGAUGUACUAUGGCACUGGCACACGGUCGAUUUCCGAUCCAGCGCUUGAGCUGGCGAUUCUUCUUAAUACUAUGACAAUGGUACAAGGGGGCAAUAAUAUUCUUCUUUCCAUCCCGGCGCAGGAUGCGGACCAGACACAAGGGUGCGUUAUCUCAGCGACUAAUGUGCCCUUGGUCAUGGAGGCACUUGUGUUGAUUGUUGGCGGAUUGUUCGUCGGACUGGUCUUGUUGUCGAUUAUUUAUGCUUUGAGACUACGACUCAUCCGUCGCGAAGUGCGUGAGUCGCUUAAGUACCUGCCUGAUGGGGUCAUCGGGUGGGCGGUCAAGGCUGCUCAAGAGCACUGUGAUCAUGAUGAUCCAGAUCCAGGUCAGCAUGCGAGAGUCGAACGCCGAGAUUUAAAGAAUUGGUUGAUUGGCUAUGAGGGUGGGGAGGCAAGGCUCAGGUUACAACAGCAUUGUUGA